AUGUCAGAUAAAGUCAAGGAAGUUACUUCGUGCGAGAUACUUCUCGCAUCACCUAGUCUUAAUAUACCAGAAACCGAAGGACUAGGCCUAAGCAUCAAAGGCACUAUCCGCUUUACACUUUCGGCUCCGCUCAAACUCAGCCAAGUAGUCGCUAAACUCCAUGGAUAUUCACAAUACGACAAUUCUCAAAAGACGGGGAUUAUGAGAAAUCUUAACAUUAAAGAUAUCAUCAAACAGAAAGCUACAGUCAUUAAUAUCGCGAAAUCAUUCCCCGCUGGUGAGACCGAGCUUCCUUUCAGUAUUAACAUUAAAACACCCCAAUCGCUUCUGGCAACUGUCGAAGGCAAAAAUGCUGCAAUACGGUACAUUAUUACCGUUGAACUAACAAGAGCUGGAGCACCACUCGCUGUAUAUAAAACUACAAAGAAUGUGAUUUUGCGCAAGCGUAAUAUACCAAAAGAAUGUGAUCUUAACGAAAUGGUGACUGUCGAAGACGAAAAGGAGAAUCUGUUAAAGUAUAAUUUGCGGAUUUCAAAAUAUCUUUUUAUAGAGGAUACUAACGAUCAAGAAGGAGAUGCUGCGAAUGCGCAAAGUUCUCUAAAAGUGGAAGCUUCGUUCGAUGUUAUCGAUAACAAAACAAAAGUAAAGGAAGUGAAAGUUGAAGCUUUUGAAUACGAGAUGUACAAUAUUGCUAAAGCUACAGCUGGUGCUAGUGGAUCAGCCGGGACUAAACCUUCCGGUUCGAAGACUGCAAAGCCAACUUCCAAAGCUCCAACGAGUGCAACCAGAUCUCGUUCAACACCAAAAAUUCCCGCUUUUUCUGCUAUUUCUAUUCCAAAUCCUCAUCACACCAUACCGUUAUUAAACCCUCCGCUGACAAUACCUCUGACAGAAUCCGAAUCUGGUGUAGUGAAAUUUGAAAUUCCCUUUACUGACAAGAUGAAACCAGACUCGAAAGCCCCCAUAUUGGAAGUGAAGCAUGAGGUCGUAUUGACGAUUAAGUUUGAAAAGUUUCUGUUGAUGCCAUUAAAAUUGGAAGUGCCGUUUGUGGUUGCCUCGCGUAAAAACAAAGGCGCUAAAGGUGGCGUAAAGGAGGAACCAGCGGAUGAGAAUAAUACAAAUGAAUGA
Paraglomus brasilianum is the source of this 1128-nucleotide messenger RNA. The record is from the annotation of a GenBank genome assembly. NCBI's taxonomy places the organism in Eukaryota, Fungi, Glomeromycota, Glomeromycetes, Paraglomerales, Paraglomeraceae.